Molecule: messenger RNA, 1910 nt
Organism: Tupaia belangeri chinensis (Chinese tree shrew)
Lineage: Eukaryota; Metazoa; Chordata; Mammalia; Scandentia; Tupaiidae
Gene: PRPF31
Product: pre-mRNA processing factor 31
Biological process (GO): mRNA splicing, via spliceosome; spliceosomal tri-snRNP complex assembly
Cellular component (GO): U4/U6 x U5 tri-snRNP complex; precatalytic spliceosome; U4 snRNP
Source: RefSeq, a predicted model, not a curated record
GCGGGCGGGCCCGGGCCGGAGGAGGAGGUGUGCGGAGAGGGGUGGCCUCGCAGAGCGGCUUCCCACGGCCUCGGUCUGGGCCUGGGGAACCGGCAGACGCAGUCAGGGCGCCAUGCCGCCUCCGAGUUUUUGAUGGGGCUGGAGAGCUGCUUGCACGGCCGUGAAGUGCGAAGCGCCCGGGCCUUGGGAUGUCUCUGGCAGACGAGCUCUUGGCCGACCUUGAGGAAGCAGCUGAAGAGGAAGAAGGAGGAAGCUAUGGGGAGGAGGAAGAAGAGCCAACUAUCGAGGAUGUGCAGGAGGAGACACAGCUGGAUCUCUCUGGGGACUCGGUCAAGAGCAUCGCCAAGCUAUGGGACAGCAAGAUGUUUGCUGAGAUCAUGAUGAAGAUCGAGGAGUAUAUCAGCAAGCAAGCCAAGGCUUCUGAAGUGAUGGGCCCCGUGGAAGCAGCCCCCGAGUACCGGGUCAUUGUGGACGCCAACAACCUGACCGGGGAGAUCGAGAAUGAGCUGAACAUCAUCCAUAAGUUUAUCCGGGACAAGUACUCGAAGAGGUUCCCCGAGCUGGAGUCCCUGGUCCCCAAUGCUCUGGAUUACAUCCGCACAGUUAAGGAGCUGGGCAACAGCCUGGACAAGUGCAAGAACAACGAGAACCUGCAGCAGAUCCUGACCAACGCCACCAUCAUGGUCGUCAGCGUCACCGCCUCCACCACCCAGGGGCAGCAGCUGUCGGAGGAGGAGCUGGAGCGGCUGGAGGAGGCCUGUGACAUGGCGCUGGAGCUCAACGCCUCCAAGCACCGCAUCUACGAGUACGUGGAGUCCCGCAUGUCCUUCAUCGCGCCCAACCUGUCCAUCAUCAUCGGCGCGUCCACGGCCGCCAAGAUCAUGGGUGUGGCCGGUGGCCUGACCACCCUGUCCAAGAUGCCCGCCUGCAACAUCAUGCUGCUGGGGGCCCAGCGCAGGACGCUGUCGGGCUUCUCGUCCACCUCGGUGCUGCCCCACACUGGCUACGUGUACCACAGUGACAUUGUGCAGUCGCUGCCCCCGGAUCUCCGGCGGAAAGCGGCCCGGCUGGUGGCCGCCAAGUGCACGCUGGCGGCCCGCGUGGACAGUUUCCACGAGAGCACGGAGGGGAAGGUGGGCUACGAGCUGAAGGACGAGAUCGAGCGCAAGUUUGACAAGUGGCAGGAGCCGCCACCCGCCAAGCAGGUGAAGCCGCUGCCCGCGCCCCUCGAUGGGCAGCGAAAGAAGCGAGGUGGCCGCAGGUACCGCAAGAUGAAGGAACGGCUGGGGCUGACGGAGAUCCGGAAGCAGGCCAACCGCAUGAGCUUCGGGGAGAUUGAAGAGGAUGCCUACCAGGAAGACCUGGGCUUCAGCCUGGGCCACCUGGGCAAGUCAGGCAGCGGGCGCGUGCGGCAGCGCACGCUGCAGAAGCAGAGCGUGGUGUAUGGCGGGAAGUCCACCAUCCGUGACCGCACCUCGGGGACUGCCUCCAGCGUGGCCUUCACUCCACUCCAGGGCCUGGAGAUCGUGAACCCGCAGGCAGCCGAGAAGAAGGUGGCGGAGGCCAACCAGAAGUACUUCUCCAGCAUGGCCGAGUUCCUCAAGGUCAAGGGCGAGAAGAGCGGCAUCCUGUCCACCUGAGGGGCCGCAGGUCCAGGGGCCUCUGAGGCACGUGGAGUCCAGCCCUCCUUCCGCAGGGGCCUGGGUCCAGGCUGGGGCGCCUGCCCCGCCAUUGCUCUGUCCCCGGCCCAUCCAGGGAGCCUGGAUCUGGCCCGGCCAGCCUCCCUGGGGCUGCGGUCACCGCCCCGUUCGGGCUGAGCGGGGCUUCAUCACAGCUCGGCUUGCCAUGUUAGCUGUGAAGGGAGGUGCUUUUCGUGGAGAGAGUACAAUUAAAAGCUUGUUAUUAACAUC